UACAGAGGGGAAGUGCACAGUGAAAAGAGUUGAAACGAGAACAGCCGUUUAAGAGCCGGGACAGGCUCACGGUAUUACCGACCAAUGUUAGCAACAUUAAGCUCGGUCCCACAGGCUAUUGUCACUGGAGCCAUUGAGCCUGUAUUUGAUAUAUUCAGAAUUAUCAUGGCGGUGUAACGUCAACAUCGGCGGCUACAGGAAGAGGAAGAUCUCGGCUGAGAUAAUGUUGACCGCCUUGGUUUGCGGAGCUGUGGCGUUUCCAGGACUUUUCUUCAGCUUCAGGAAAGCACUGAGACACAAGUUCACUCACUGGAGUGAAGCCGACGUACUUUGCGUCAGUGAGAGGCUGGUGUCCGCCAUCCAUGCGUCUUUGGCCACUGCAGCUGGAGUCACAGUGGUGGCAUCCUGCAAUGACGUCAUGACUGACAGUCACUGGCUAGUCAAUUGGUUUGUUUCGUUCGGAGCUCCCUAUAUGACCUUUGACAUCUUUGCCAUGUAUCUGAGCCACUACCACACUCAGAGGGUCAGAGGUCAUCCCAGUUCAUCGAGAGGCCACUCUCUUCAGAUGGUGAAGGCUUUCCUCACUAAGGACUGGAUGUUGGUCCUCCAUCACCUGGCACUGCUACUCAUUUUUAUGCCCAUCACUCUGUUCUUCAGGAGGGGACUGGGUGAUUUCUUCAUCGGCUGCUUGUUCACCACAGAGUUCAGCACACCUUUUGUCUCUAUUGGAAAGAUUCUCAUCCAGCUGGGCCUCGAUGACACCAGGCUGCACCGGAUCAACGGCAUCAUCGUCCUCUGGAGCUUCUUCACGUGUCGGAUCUUGCUCUUCCCCUUCAUGUACUGGAUGUACGGCCGGCAGUUUGGGAUUCCCCUGCACAGGGUGGCCUUCCAUCUACCUCUGCACUGCAACGUGGGUAAUCUGGCCAUCCUGGCUCCUCAGAUCCACUGGUUCAUCCUGCUGCUGAGGAAAGCUAAGAGGCUGUACCUGCGGCAGAGCAGGGGGAAGGCAGGUGGGGACGGGCGGAAGACGGACUGAGGGGUCUGAAUGGUUUAGCACCAAGAGGAAAGAUAGGACGAAGCCAUCUAGGAGGAUUAAAUCUAAAAAAUCUAAUAUCUGAGAAUGUGGUACUAUUGAGAACUUAUUAUUUCAAGAUUUUUUUUUUUGCCUAAUAUAUUUAAGAUGAUAUUUGAUCUGAUUCCAAUGGAAGAAUUCUAAAUAUACUUCAUACCUUAAGUAGUAAGUAAUCCUUAGUUACCAUUUUUUCAUUAAAUUCUACGACUUCCCACCUUUUUAUUUUUCUGAAAAUGUCACUUUUUGAGAGACUAUUCUGGAAUAUUAUCACUUUCUCAAAAUAUCAAACUUUACUAAAUGUAUUUCCUUGACUGCCUCUAUUGCACUACUGCACAAUGUAACCUUAUAACUGGAAAUGAUUUGUUCGUCUGCUGUAUUUACUGGAGAAAACUUCAGUACAUUUUGUGUUAUAUUAGCUUUACUGUUUGCAGAGAAUACUUUUGUACCAAUAAAACAAAUACUCUUUACUUGAUUAAUUUUUGAA
Messenger RNA from Eleginops maclovinus (Patagonian blennie), 1556 nucleotides. Its product is annotated as TLC domain-containing protein 3A-like. Gene Ontology annotation, cellular component: membrane; endoplasmic reticulum. NCBI's taxonomy places the organism in Eukaryota, Metazoa, Chordata, Actinopteri, Perciformes, Eleginopidae. The record is from RefSeq and is a predicted model, not a curated record. The coding region runs from base 224 to 1036 and encodes 270 amino acids. The transcript has 5 exons. Gene Ontology annotation, biological process: lipid homeostasis.